UCCUGACUCAGUGGCCGCCUCGUGCUCUCAAGUUGAAGUCGUGGAAACAGGUGUCCCGCACCCCUUCUGCCCCUGGCGCGCGCUCGCACCGCCGCCCCCGAGCCCCUGGCGCGCGGCAACCCGGGCAUCAGCAGCAGCGGGGGACUCCUGCUGGUGCAUCUGGCUGCAAACAGGCGCCUCGGGGAGGGGGCCGGCUUUUUAACCCCCCCACACAUCGCAUUUCGACUCCAGCUCUGGAUUCAGGCUGCGGGAGAGCCUCGUCAUUUCCGCCGGGCUCCAGCUCUGCCCUGCGUGCGCGUGUGAGAGGGAGACAGAGCCGAGCGCGCGGCGACUGCAGGAGGGGAGCUCGCCCCAGCGGGUGCUAGAGCCGGCGUCCCGCGCGCGGCGCGGAGCAGAGCGCCGCAGAACGGAGCGUUCCAGCGCCGAACCUUCGCGCCCGCGGCGUUCGGAGCCGCUGAGCUGAGCGUUCCACAAGCGAACCUUCGCGCCUGCGGCUUUCCGAAGCGUUCGGAGGAGCCUGCAGCCGCCGCCGCGCCGCCUCCUCGUGGUCAGUGGGGGCGGGAGGCGUCGGAGCGUGCAGCAGCAGCAGCCUCCUCCUCCUUCCCCCAGCAACCGAGGCAGCAACAUGAACUGAGAUCCCGAGCAGAGGCAGAGCGAGCCUAGAGGCAGCGAGCAGCAGGGAGAGGGGAACCCAGCGCCGCGAUCUUCGCCGGGGGAAAAGCCUCGCGGAGGAGCCAAGCGGCCGCCGCCGCCGCCUGCGGACAGCGUCCCUAGCUGCCCUCCCCUCCACCCCCGCUCCCGAUCCCCCCUCCCCAGCUCCCCGGGGACCUGCUGCACCGCCUCGGCCAUGGCGCUCAUUAUGGAGCCCGUGAGCAAGUGGUCCCCGAGCCAGGUGGUGGACUGGAUGAAAGGUCUUGAUGACUGCCUGCAACAAUAUAUUAAGAACUUUGAGAGGGAGAAGAUUAGCGGGGACCAGCUGCUACGUAUUACUCACCAAGAAUUGGAAGAUCUGGGAGUCACCCGAAUUGGCCAUCAGGAACUUAUUCUGGAAGCAGUUGACUUGCUCUGUGCAUUGAAUUAUGGUUUGGAAACAGAAAAUCUAAAAACUCUUUCUCACAAGCUAAAUGCAUCUGCCAAGAAUCUGCAAAACUUCAUAACUGGAAGGAGGAGGAGUGGUCACUAUGAUGGCAGAAGCAGUAGAAAAUUACCAAAUGAUUUCCUGACAUCGGUGGUGGAUCUGAUAGGAGCGGCUAAAAGUCUGCUGGCUUGGCUGGACAGAUCACCUUUUGCUGCUGUGACAGACUAUUCAGUAACAAGAAAUAAUGUCAUACAGCUCUGUCUGGAAUUAACCACGAUUGUUCAACAGGAUUGCACAGUAUAUGAAACAGAGAAUAAAAUUCUUCAUGUGUGUAAAACACUUUCUGGCGUCUGUGACCACAUUAUCUCACUCUCCUCUGAUCCUCUGGUUUCCCAGUCUGCGCACCUUGAAGUGAUCCAGCUGACCAACAUCAAACCAAGUGAAGGGCUGGGUAUGUACAUUAAAUCAACAUAUGAUGGUCUCCAUGUAAUUACUGGAACAACAGAAAAUUCACCUGCAGAUCGGUGCAAGAAAAUCCAUGCUGGAGAUGAAGUGAUUCAAGUUAACCACCAAACUGUGGUGGGGUGGCAGUUGAAAAAUUUGGUGAAUGCACUACGAGAGGACCCGAGUGGUGUUAUCUUAACUUUGAAAAAGCGACCUCAGAGCAUGCUUACCUCAGCACCAGCUUUACUGAAAAAUAUGAGAUGGAAGCCCCUUGCUCUGCAGCCGCUUAUUCCUCGAAGCCCGACAAGCAGUGUUGCUACACCCUCCAGCACAAUCAGUACACCCACCAAAAGAGAUAGCUCUGCUCUCCAAGAACUCUACAUACCUCCUCCUCCAGUAGAACCUUACAUUCCCAGCCAUGCCACAUUGAGGUCUGACGAUAUUCCCAAACAGAAAACACCAUGGUUGUCAUCACAUAUGUGGCAUGAGGGAGAGGCUGCAGGUCUAGUACCUUCUGUGGAACAAUUACUUAAAAGGGAUGAAAAGGGAAAUCUUCCAUGUGAUGAUGUUGGCAGACACAUAGUGGGCAAGCCAGUUCAUACAGGAUCGGAAUCUCCUAAUUCAUUUCUUGACCAGGAAUAUCGGAAGCGUUUUAAUGUGGUUGAAGAAGACGCAGUCUUAUACUGCUAUGAAUAUGAGAAAGGAAGAACAAGUGGUCCUGGGAGGAGAGAGAGCACUCCAACAUAUGGCAAGCUAAGACCUAUUUCUAUGCCAGUGGAAUAUAAUUGGGUAGGGGACUAUGAAGAUCCCAAUAAAAUAAAGAGAGAUAGUAGGAGAGAAAAUUCAUUACUGCGUUACAUGAGCAAUGAGAAAAUAGGUCAAGAAGACUACAUGUUUCAAAGGAAUAGCAAAAAGGAUACAGGGAAAAAGUCCAAAAAGAAGGGGGAUAAAAGUAACAGUCCAAGCCAUUACUCCUUGCUACCUAGUUUGCAAAUGGAUUCAUUAAGACAAGACGUCAUGGGCACGCCUGGGCCAGACACUACACUGUACCAUACAUUUCAGCAAUCUUCUCUACAACAGAAAACUAAAAAGAAAAACAAAGCUCCCAUACCUGGUAAGAGCAAAAGGCGGAUUUCCUGUAAAGAUCUGGGCCGUGGGGAUUGUGAAGGCUGGCUUUGGAAAAAGAAAGAUGCCAAAAGUUAUUUUUCCCAGAAGUGGAAGAAAUAUUGGUUUGUUCUGAAGGAUACUUCUCUAUACUGGUAUAUCAAUGAGGAGGAUGAAAAAGCAGAAGGAUUCAUCAGCCUACCUGAAUUUAAAAUUGACAGAGCCAGUGAAUGCCGCAAGAAAUAUGCAUUCAAAGCCUGCCAUCCUAAGAUCAAAAGUUUUUAUUUUGCUGCUGAACAUCUGGAUGACAUGAACAGAUGGCUAAACAGAAUUAACAUGCUUGCUGCUGGCUAUGCAGAGAGAGAGAGGAUCAAACAGGAACAAGAUUACUGGAGUGAGAGCGACAAGGAAGAAGCAGAUACUCCAUCAACACCCAAACAAGACAGUCCACCGCCUCCAUAUGACACAUACCCACGACCUCCUUCUAUGAGUUGUGCAAGCCCUUACGUGGAACCAAAACACAGCCGGCUUUCAUCCACGGAAACUUCCCAAUCACAGUCUUCUCAUGAAGAGUUCCGUCAGGAAGCAGUUGGGAGCACCACUGAAUCACCUGUCCGCAAAACAGCCAGCCAGAGACGUUCCUGGCAGGAUUUAAUAGAGACACCACUGACAAGCUCAGGACUGCACUACCUUCAGACUCUGCCCCUUGAGGAUUCAGUGUUCUCUGACUCAGUCGUAAUCUCACCAGAACACAGGCGGCAAUCAACUCUUCCAACUCAAAAGUGCCACCUGCAGGAUCACUACGGUCCAUUUCCUUUAGUAGAGGGUGAGAAAAUGCAAGUGCUAAAUGGAAAUGGGGGAAAACCCCGGAGUUUUACUCUGCCUCGGGAUAGUGGGUUCAACCACUGCUGUCAGAGCCUUUCAGUUAGUGCCUCUGAUCACCAGGAAGAAGUGCAACAGAAAGAGGUAGAUGAGGAGGAGGAGGAGGAGGAAGGGAAAGCAACAGAAGAAAGCCAAGAAGAUAAAAGCUAAUGCACUGCGAGAGUUGAUAGAACCUCUCCAUGCCAAAUCGGAUCCACUUCUCUUGGCACUGAACCGAUUGGACUCAAAGAUUGAUAAACUAAUGAUUAGAGAAUUUAAAUCGGAAAGAAUUGGCACGACGGAGACUCAACUUCAGCCUCUUGCAAGCAACCUAAUGGCCUCCGUUCAGAAAGUUAAUCCUUCUUGAAUAACUUUGAUGUUUAUAAAAAAAGAACAGACUUUUUAAAGCAUAGAGAACCAAAUGCCUGGAUGUGGGGCUUCCAGGAAGGUGUUAAAGGGGCAGACCUAUUACCUGUUUUGAAGAAUGCACUCUUUCCACAAUGGGACUAGGCACAAAAUCAGAUCCAGUCUACAUGGAGCACACUUGCCCCCCCCUGCAUAGGAGAACUGAAGGGGAAGAGGGUCAUGGCAAGGGAAGGGCUCUGAUGACAUUCAGUUUUGUUCUGCAGACUUCAAGGAAUUAAAGAGGGAUCAGCCAUGGUAACUAUACAUUCUGUUGUUUUUUUUAUGGACUCCAGUGACUUCGCUCAGGCAAAACGGCGAGAGUAAUAUCAUUUCAUUUUCCUUGCAUUAGUGCAGGAAGUUAACUUGCUGUAUCAUACUAAAUUAAGCAUAUUCUACCAAGUCAAGGUGUUCAAACACUAUUCAGAGACUUGUCUCUACUUCUGAUUUAUAAUGAAUUAUCAGAGGGUGUGCUGAAACAGAUUUGGAUACUGAUGGAGAAGAUACCUCACGUUGAGAUUUAUUAGACUCUGCAGAUAAAAUCUUCAAUUCCUUUUUAUCUUCUAAGACUGACCUGUGAGCAAUGCCACCUCACAGACCAGGCAUAAAGUAUUCUCUGUAUAACAUUCAGUCUUCAUAGGGCUGUUUUUGGGGCCAGUAUUUGUCUGAAUGUCUCUCAAAGUAGAUUCAGAUAUUGUUAUUUAUCAUUAUGUUCUGGGUCCCUUAUGGGUUGAUGUUUGCCUCUAUCUCUGUGGUUAGAAUGUGGAUUUUCCUUUAUAUAUUUGGCUGAGGGUGUACUGUAAUAAUGUCAAUGCUAAUUACUUGAUAUUUCAUACUAUAUUAUGGAGAGAGAAUUUUAAAUAUGUAUUUUGAAAUGUUUUCUUUCUGUCCGCUCAAUGUAUGGUAUAGCAUUAUGUUAAUACCAAUAAAAUUAUAUAUAUAUAUAUAUAUAUAUAUAGUUUAUAUAUAUUUCCCUUUUAUAGAGAAGUUAUAUGCUUUUUUCCUCACAAACAAGAAUUGUGCAGUAAAUAAAAUUGCAUCUUUCUGCCUUACAGCAGCGAGAAAGUUAUAAUAGUUUUAAUAUGCCUUUUUUAGAGAAAAUAAAGAAGCUAUACAGUAUGGCAUAUGCUAGUUGGAAAUUAAUCAAAAUGCACCUUGUGUCUCCAUUUACCCUUAAUGGGCCUGUUGCAAAUCAGUCUAGAUAUUUUACAAUGUUAUUUUGGCCUCUCUUUAUUUUUCUCCAGUCAAGAAAUAUAAUUUGCCUAUUUUAGUAAAAUACUGCUCCUUAUUGUUUAUAAAAUUGUACCUUCAUAAGUUUUUGCCUGUUGGCCAAGCAGACCAAUUCACCAAGUUUGUAUCAAUCUUGCGUCCUUAAAAAUUGAUUUUUUUUUAAAUGUAAUUUACUGCUCUUUCCAGCACUUGGCAAAGGCAGAAUUCACAUUUUAUAUAAGGUUGCCUUUGAAGUGCUUGCCUCUGCCAGGGUUGAUAAAUCACUGCUAAGUACAUAAAGACUCUACAACCUGAAAGAUUUAUCAUUAAAAUCUUGCUGGAAUGGCCUCAAACCUGAACUGGUCCUUUACAUUCUGUCAUUAAACUCCAUAAUUAGUUACAAGUGAAAUGUUUUGGGAAUGAAUUAGAGGGCCAGAAGCAAAGAUAAGAUUCUAAACUAUCCUUUGGCUGCCAUUUUGGGUUCUACUGAUGGCUCAUUUACUGUUCUUUGCCAAAGGCCAGAAGAAGCUAAUGUAUCUGCACCACCAAACAUUAGAUCUUCAGCUUUCACUUUUUUUUUCUGUCUUACAGACAGUACUGAGUGAGUAUUACCAUUUUACAGAGGGAUUCACAAGGGCUGUAAUUAGCAGCCCAUGACAUUAAUUGCAUACGCACUUGUCAAAUAUUUUUCUGUACGUCUUGGAAAAAGUUUGGAAAAAGGCAGUUACCAUUUCUUUAAUGAAGACAGUUGAUUUAUUCAUGAGAGUCAGGGAUUUUUUUAUGGUAUUAUUUUGUGUUUAUUAUAAUAAAAAAAAUCCAGACUGACUGGAAUUUCCCAGAUUUGCUUCUGCAAAGGCAUUGUCUGUAAGGACUGUUGCUUCUUUUCUUGUGAGAACACACACAAAAAUACUCUUCCUAAUGUGGAUGUGGAACUGAUAUCUCUUCCAUGAUGUUUAUGUAUCAGUUCUGAGAGAAAACUUUGUUAUGUACACAAGCUACAUGCUUACAAGUUAUCUUGGCACUAUGACAUUUAAUGACAUAAGUAAUCCACAGUAAAGAGUACUAUGGUGUUAAA
Alligator mississippiensis (American alligator) is the source of this 6173-nucleotide messenger RNA. It is a transcript of the gene CNKSR2, whose product is annotated as connector enhancer of kinase suppressor of Ras 2. Bases 848 to 3658 code for a protein of 936 amino acids. Gene Ontology annotation, molecular function: protein binding. NCBI's taxonomy places the organism in Eukaryota, Metazoa, Chordata, Crocodylia, Alligatoridae. The record is from RefSeq and is a predicted model, not a curated record. Gene Ontology annotation, biological process: regulation of signal transduction. Gene Ontology annotation, cellular component: membrane; cytoplasm. The transcript has 22 exons.